Molecule: messenger RNA, 1243 nt
Organism: Thamnophis sirtalis
Lineage: Eukaryota; Metazoa; Chordata; Lepidosauria; Squamata; Natricidae
Source: RefSeq, a predicted model, not a curated record
CGCCGCCUCCCCAGCCUCGCGGUACUGGAGCGGCAAUUGGCGGGGUUGCAAGGGGCUUUUGCAUAGACCACCAGUGUUACAAGAUGUCUCUCAAAGAAAAACUAAUUGAACAUGUCCAUAAGGAAGAACACGAUCAUGCCCACAACAAAAUCACUGUGGUUGGGGUUGGUGCAGUUGGCAUGGCUUGUGCCAUAAGUAUUUUGAUGAAGAUUAUGCAGUGACUGCACACUCUAAAUUGGUCAUCAUCACUGCUGGAGCUCGUCAACAAGAAGGAGAAUCUCGUCUGAACCUGGUUCAGCGCAACGUGAAUAUCUUCAAAUUCAUCAUUCCCAAUAUUGUCAAGUACAGCCCACACUGCAAGCUGCUUGUUGUUUCCAAUCCAGUGGAUAUUCUGACCUAUGUGGCAUGGAAAAUCAGUGGCUUUCCUAAGCACCGUGUUAUUGGAAGUGGCUGUAAUCUGGACUCCGCCCGUUUCCGCCAUCUGAUGGGUGACAGACUGGGUAUCCAUCCUCUCAGCUGCCAUAGUUGGAUUAUUGGAGAGCAUGGGGAUUCCAGCGUGCCUGUCUGGAGUGGUGUGAACGUUGCUGGUGUCUCCCUAAAAGAGUUGCAUCCUGAAAUGGGUACUGAUGGAGACAAGGAGAACUGGAAGGAAGUCCACAAACAGGUGGUGGACAGUGCUUACGAGGUGAUCAAGCUGAAGGGAUACACAUCAUGGGCAAUUGGUCUGUCUGUGGCUGAUCUGGCUGAAACCAUCAUGAAGAAUUUAAGGAGAGUACAUCCAAUUUCUACAAUGGUGAAGGGUAUGCAUGGAAUUAAGGAUGAUGUCUUCCUAAGUAUUCCAUGCAUUCUGGGCUCUUCAGGCAUUACAGAUGUGAUCAAAAUGACUCUGAAGACUGAAGAAGAAAAUAAAUUGAAGAAGAGUGCGGAGACACUGUGGGGAAUCCAAAAGGAGCUUCAAUUUUAAGUCUGUCUCUUUGCUGUUUACUAAUGUGAAACAGGCCUUAGUUGAUGGUUAUUUGCACUUUUCAAAUGAGACAAUUCCUUUGCAAGUAUGUAUUUGAAGCAUCAGUGGUUAAAUAACAAUAUUCCUCUUCCUCAUUUAGAAACAGAAGCUGCAAGAUUCCUAUCUUGAUCUGUGACCAAAAUAGGAAUAUAAUCUAGUUUUAUGAAGGGACAGUCAAUCCAGCAUCUACUUAACACUACUAAAUGAAAUUAUCCUGCUUUUUCCCAGUUAACAUCAGAU